GUGUUUUAUCAGAUACGAAGCGCACUUACUCUUUGUUCGCCAAGGAUUGUAGAGACAGAAAUUACAGUGUUGUCUGUGAAAAUGUUGGUUUAAUUACUUGUAGCAUCUAAAAUGAGAGUGUAUUGGAUAUGGGCGAGAGCACACCGGAAAUUCUUUAUAACCGCUGCUGGUCUUUUAUAGUGCCUUUACCAUAUAGAGACGCCCCGCUCCGGAAAUAAACAGCCAUGAAAAAUAGUUAAUAAUUAUUUCUAUAAUAAACAACUAAUAACGGGCCGUAUUUAUGGUGUACUACUGUGAAAGUUUACUGAGGAGGCUCGUGAUAACAGCGCCGCCAGGCAGGCAUGAGCAGAGCCGAUUCUGCAGAAAAUGAGGAUUGGACGUGAGCUACGUGCGCAUCCAGGAGUAGACGAAAUGACAUGGAGAGACUGGAAAACAGGGACCUUUUAAAUACACACGGACGCGAGAGUAUCUGUUCCCCACAGGAGAGAGUCACCAAUGGCUCUUGUGAGGCUCACACGGUGAGUACAAUGGGUCUGAACGCGACCACGGCGGAGGAGCUGCUGGCAGGACAUGCAUCUAGAUCUGGAUCCGGGAUCACGCUUCUGAAGGAGUCGAAGAGCAGCUUGCCUUUGUAUAAUGGUGGAGGAGUCGUAUCCCCUGCUCCCACAGCAAAAGAAAGUUAUCAUGACGUCCCUGAGCAGACGCAAAGCGGGUGUUUACAAGUAAACGGACUGGCGGAGACCCCCAAUGGGGCCCUCGCAGUGAAUGGGGACAGGACUUUGGACAGGUCCUUGAAGAAGCCUUGUGGAGAUGUGCGAUUGAGACAACUCCAGCACCAGAGGAGAAAAGAUGAGGAAAGCAGAGACUUUGGGGCUCAUGGUGGUUGUUCCGCAACGGGGUCCGGCUCUAGCGGCUCCUCAGAAAUGUCCAACGGAACGGACCCUACUCAUCCUCCUCUUGAAUGCAAAAGGAGGCGACUUGAAACAGACUCCAAAACAGACUCAAAUAAAAGCACACGGGCUGUUGCGCCCCACACAACCAAUCACCAACACAAAAACUGCGGCGGCUCCUUGUCGCCCUCCAGUUGUGUCCGUCACAAUGGGCACAAAGUUGCAGUGAACCACACGGCCCCAGGGGAGGCCGAGGUGCGAUCCGCACCUUCUGCGGUGGCCACCAGUGCGGGCUGGUCUCCAGAGCACCUGGCCCAGCAGUACAUAGUGCCCUGUAUGAAAUACUACGGCAUUUGCGUCAAAGAUGGCUUCCUGGGCGAUCGCUUGGGCAGCAAGGUUCUAGAGGAAGUUGAGACUCUAAAUCACAGUGGGAAGUUCAAAGGUGGCCAGUUGGUCAGCCAAAAAAACAUCCCAUCCAAGAACAUCCGCGGAGACCAGAUAGCCUGGGUCGAAGGUAACGAACCAGGCUGCGAGAACAUCGGAAGGCUCAUGGCUCACGUCGACGAGUCCAUUAUGCGCAGUGCGGCCAAUGGACAGCUGGGGAAUUAUGUCAUAAAUGGCCGCACCAAGGCCAUGGUUGCGUGUUACCCUGGCAAUGGAACAGGAUACGUACGACAUGUGGACAAUCCUAACGGCGACGGACGCUGCAUAACCUGUAUCUAUUAUCUUAACAAGAACUGGGAUGCGAAGGUUAAUGGAGGUUUAUUGCAGAUCUUUCCCGAGGGCCGUAAUGUUGUUGCCAGCAUCGAGCCUCUGUUUGACCGUCUGCUGAUUUUCUGGUCAGAUCGCCGGAACCCACAUGAGGUGAAACCAGCUUUUGCCAUGCGCUAUGCCAUCACCGUUUGGUACUUUGAUGCAAAAGAGCGGGCUGAAGCUAAGGAGAAGUACAAACUGGCAGUAGGACAGAAAGGAGUUAAAGUGCCCGUCACACAAAGCAGCAAGACUUGAAUCUCAGUUAUUCGAGUGAACACUCAAGCGUGUCCUGUUUAUGUGUGUAGCAGCCCAAGCCGCUGCACGAUUGGCCGCUUUCAAGAGGAGAUGCAAGAAACCCAACAAUCAUGGCUACUUUCCGUGGCCUCAAACAUCCAAGAAGUUUGAUUUGUUGGGCGGACGCGGGACUGCCUUUACAUGAACACCAUAAGCAGACUGUAUAACCAUAAACAAACUUGAUGGUCACGGCUCUGAAAGGCUAGCAGGAUUGGCCGAUUUUCCUCAUUGCGUGGAAAGUCAACAGCGGAAACAUCACGAACGGACUUGAGUAAUUACUGUAUUUAAUAAGAAUUACGAUCUCUAAACUCAAUGCUUGCUUUUCACAACACUACACCUCUGUGUGUAAGUGGGUAGAUGAGAUUUUCCAGUGGCCUUUGUCAUAUCCUGUUUAGCCCUAUGAAUGUGUAACCAGCUUAACAAUGAGACUGACUUACACCAAUGCUCAACUAGAUCAUGACAACUGACAGAAAAUAACCAACAAUCAACUUAUACAUGAAUGCUCCGGUGGACACAAUCCCUUACGACUGAGCCUGAGCCCUAGCAGGGUGAAUUCAUUCAGAAUAAACAGCGCCCUCUGACGGCGUCAGUUUUCACGCAACGCUUUGCUUGCAAGAAUUACGCAAAUCCGCAAUUACGCAAGUCCGGUAGCGCCACAAGCCGAUAUUUGCCACAGUUUGUCAGUUUGCGGCAGACUUUAGGGCCGUUCACGUAGGACGCAUUUUUGUGGUCCGUCUGCGCUUUUUUAUAAUUGUCGUUCUUGCCACUACUUCACAUCUCUGUGUAUUUUCAGAGAUUCACGCCACGAUUUAAGACACAUGGGUUUCAAAAAUCCAGACUGUGUCCCGUGUGAACUAGAAGUCAACCAAUUAUUGACCUGGCCGAUUAUCGGCACCGAUAUUCAAAACCGACUUGCCGAUAAAAUCAUUUAAAAGAAUUUAAAGAAAGUUUUCACCAGAGCCCUUGUUAUUCUUCAAUUUUGACAUUAAUUUUCAUUUUUACACCAGACAUAUAUAUAUAUAUAUAUAUAUAUAUAUCGGUUUAAAAUAUCGGUUAUCCGUCUACUUGAUCUGUAAUAAUCGGUAUCGGUCAACCCAUAGUGUGAACGGCCCCAACCUCAAUUUGUAAUACUUUGCUGGGACUGUACACUGGGAUGCACCAAUAAUUCUGUCCGAUAAUAAAAAAAAAGUGAUAAUUAUUGUCUAAUUAUAAUCGUAUAUUGUAACUGAUAACCGAUAAAUGGAUAUAAAUAUUAAAAUUCUAUAGUAUUUUGUAAUAAUACAUUAAAAAUACACUAAAAACUGAAUUUAGUCAUUAUAAAUGCUACAAGUAAAAUUCAAGUGUCACAACAUCUAUGUACAGUAUGAAAAAUGAUUACAUUUAACAGUGUUAUCAAAUUAAUAGUGUUUUUACAAGUUUAAGUGUUGCAGCAAAUAAAAUUAAAUAUAAAAAUACAGAAAAUGAGCUGCACAAAUAUUCAGUAUCGAUUAAUUAAAAAAUAUCUAAUAUCGGCAGAUACCCGAUAUGACACCGAUAUAUCGUACAUUCCUAACUGUAACACUCAAAAAAUAUUUAGAGAUUCAUAUAUUUGAAUUGCAUAUAAAAUUUCUACUUAUUUGGAUCACAGUUUUAACAUAAACUAAUAAACUAAUAAUGGAAUUUAUAUUUGUCAGUCAUACGUAAAAUAAACACGAAGAUUAUAUAAACCCAGGUUUAUAUAUUUAUCAUCAAUAAAUCCAUAUUCUUUCACUCUGAACUAACUUGUUCCAAAGCUAGCCAUAUUUAACUAUGUAAACCAUACAUUUUAACUGCUAUAUAACAUAGUUAAUGCAAUAAACAGGUUUAUGCUGAUUCUAAGCAAUUUGAAUAAAUGCAUUUUAAUAAUAGAAUUAUUUAAAUAAAUAAUGCAUAUGGUGAAUAAUAAACUAUGCAAUGAUUUUUUAACCUGUUUAUGUUUAUGUAUGACUGACAAAUAUGCAUCACAUUACAUUUAUUAGUUUAUGUUAACCGUGUAAACUAAAUGAACAGAAAUGUUAUAUGCACUCCAAAUACAUAAAUCUUACAUUUAAACCUAAAUAUUUUGCAGCAUCGCUUCACCACGGCAAUCCAUUCACCUGAAAAUGCUCCAGACUGCUUCAUCUCUGGAUAUACAUCCAAAUUGAAUGCUCUUCAACAUCAGUUGAUCAUCAUUUGAUGAAAUAAUGCCUUUUAAAUCCCUAAAACUCAGUUUACCUGCUUUCCAUAGCUGGCAACAGUGCUAUGGCCACAUGCUACAGUCAAUCUGGCACGUUCUAAAGCCUCAUUUGCAUAGAAAGAGCUAUGUUUGCCCAGAAAAUAAAAACAAGGACUGAACUUAAAUGUGCACGGCACAAUAUCCAACCAGCACAUGUCGAACCUGAAUAAACUGGACUUUCACACCUUAGUUUUCAGGUGAUAAUUUAAAGCCAAUUAGAAUUUGCAAACUGCAACAAAAUGUCGAAACAGGGUGUUUGUGACCAUUUUUAAAUAUAUAUCCGCAUUAGGCUAAUACCACUGCAUGCUGUCUUUGGCUUUAAAGGGUCUUUUUAUCGAGAUGCACUUACCUGAGAGCUGACAAUCUCCUUCCUGCCUCAGAGAGGCGCUGUACAGCAAAAGAGAUCAGUAUGGGGCUCUCCUCAAAUUAUGACAACACUUCUCACAGGUGACCUGGAACAUACAACAGCCUCAUUCUAUCAGGUGUCCACACAUGCACUACCCUUGUGCCUACAUCUCCCAGAGGGCAUUGCAAGUUCAUCAGGUGCUUAUAAAGGCUAUGUUCAGAAUGGAAUACUAGCAUACUGCACAGUACACUACCAGUUUUAAAAACAGUAAGCUCAAUUUUUCCAAUAGUAGGAUGGUAAAUGAUCAAAUUAAGUCAAUUAUAAUGCUAACAAUGAUUUGCAUUUUUAAUUCAGGUUUGUGUAAAAAAAGUCUUAAGGUAAAUGUAUAUGAAUAUAUAUUUUAACAUUUGUAAAUAUAUUAAAAUGCACAUGGUAUUACUUCCUGUUCAUUCGUCUUUCUGAAAAAACCAUGUCAAGCACAAUGCUUUGGUCGUAUACUGCACAUUUUGGCAAAUGUUCAAAACAUUUGCAUAUUAUGCACAGUAUACAUGCUGUAUAUUGCAGAAACAGUACGAGAGAAGUGUGCUAUUCUGAACAUAGUCGCAAUCUGAGAACCUGAGAUUUCAUGCAAACAAACAAACAAAAAAAAAAACAGUACAGAGCAGGAGAUUUCCCAGCAUACUAUGACCGAGGGAGUGUAUUUUUGAGCUGUUCUGUGCUUGAGUGCCAUCGAUGGCCAGAGAAGUGAAAGAGUAAAGCACUUUAUCAGAGAAUGUGUGAUGUUUGAAUGAGAAGCUACCGAAAGAAAAUGCUUUGUGCCGUGUAACAGAAUGAAACUUAAAUCAACUGAGAACAAAAACAUGUUUGCUUAACCUUUCUGAGUUUUGCAGUAUUUAAUUAAAAUGUGUCCGAUUUUGUA
Messenger RNA from Labeo rohita (rohu), 5435 nucleotides. RefSeq names its product egl-9 family hypoxia-inducible factor 2 (gene egln2). The record is from RefSeq and is a predicted model, not a curated record. Bases 417 to 1898 code for a protein of 493 amino acids. NCBI's taxonomy places the organism in Eukaryota, Metazoa, Chordata, Actinopteri, Cypriniformes, Cyprinidae. Gene Ontology annotation, biological process: peptidyl-proline hydroxylation to 4-hydroxy-L-proline; cellular response to hypoxia. The transcript has 6 exons. Gene Ontology annotation, cellular component: cytoplasm; nucleus. Gene Ontology annotation, molecular function: L-ascorbic acid binding; ferrous iron binding; peptidyl-proline 4-dioxygenase activity.